Messenger RNA from Prunus armeniaca (apricot), 960 nucleotides. NCBI's taxonomy places the organism in Eukaryota, Viridiplantae, Streptophyta, Magnoliopsida, Rosales, Rosaceae. The record is from the annotation of a GenBank genome assembly.
AUGAGGGAUUCAACAAGUGCCCUUAUGAGCAUACUUUGUUCAUUAAGACAGCAGAAUGAGAAGUCAAUGAUGGUUGAGUUCUACGUGACAGACCUUGGAAAAAUGAGAUAUUUCAUUGGCAUUGAAGUGAUACAAGGUUUUGAUGGGAUCUUUAUCAGUCAACGAAAGUAUGCUCAAAAGGUCUUGGAGAGAUUCAACAUGGCUCAAUGUAAUUUAGUACUCAACCCCGUGGUUCCUGGUUUUAAGCUCACAAAGGAUGAAGGAGGAAUCAAAGUUGAUAACACUAUUUACAAACAGAUGGUGGGAAGCCUAAUGUAUCUAACAAGCACACGUCCUGAUUUAAUGUUUAUUGUUAGUUUGAUUAGUCGAUACAUGGAGCGUCCAAUUGAGGCUCACUUGCUAGCAGCAAAAAGAGCUUUAAGGUAUGUAAUAGGGACUAUUGAUUUGGGGAUAUUCUACAAGAAGAGAGGAAAUGAUGAGCUUAUUGGGCAUAUAGACAGUGACUAUGCUGGUGAUCAAGAUGGUAGGAAAAGCACCUUAGGUUAUCUGUUUAUAUUAAGUUCAGGUGAUGUUUCUUGGUCCUCAAAGAAACAGCCUGUUGUCACUUUAUCCACCACUGAAGCGAAAUUCAUAGCAGCAUCAUCGAGUGCAUGCCAAGUUGUAUGGUUAAGAAGGAUCUUGAAGAGUCUUAAUCAGGAGCAAUAUAGUCCAACCUUGGUGUAUUGUGAUAAUGUUUCAACAAUCAAACUCUCAAGGAAUCCUGUUAUGCAUGUUUGCAACAAGCAUAUUGAUAUAAGGUUUCAUUUUCUUCGAGACUUGGUCAAGAGUGAAGUUUUAGAGUUGGUGCAGUGUUCAACUCAAGAACAAAUUGCAGAUGUCUUAACAAAACCAUUGAAGGUCGAUACGUUUCUGAAGAUGCGAGAUUUGAUGGGUGUUUUCAAGUUUCCAGGAGUAAACUGA